AUGGAAGCUCCAGUACCAGCACCUAGAACAAGAGGACAACUUCGUGCUUUAUCACGGACGUAUGAUGAUGAUUCUUCAUUUCUUAAAUUAUCUUCAUUUGAGGUUGGUCGUCCACUAGGUAAAGGAAAGUUUGGUAAUGUUUAUCUUGCCAGAACGAAGAAGGAACACUUUAUAUGUGCUCUUAAAAUUUUGUUUAAAAGUCAGCUUAAAGAUAAUAAUGUUGAACAUCAAGUAACUCGAGAAAUUGAGAUUCAAGGACAUUUGAAUCAUCCUAAUAUUCUUAAAAUGUACAAUUGGUUUGUGGAAGAUAAAAAAAUAUACCUAGUUUUAGAAUAUGCAGCUCGUGGAGAAUUAUAUAAAGAACUUCAGAAAUGUAAAAGGUUUGAUGAGGAACGUUCAGCUAAGUAUAUAUUACAAGUUGCUGAUGCUUUAAAUUAUUGUCACAGUAAAAAUGUUAUACAUAGAGAUCUUAAACCGGAAAAUAUUCUUAUUGGUAUACAAGGAGAACUUAAAAUAGCUGAUUUUGGUUGGUCUGUUCAUUCUCCAAGUGAUAAUCGUAAAACUCUUUGUGGAACAUUAGACUAUCUUCCUCCUGAAAUAGUUAUGGGUUUCAAAUAUGAUCAUAAUGUUGAUAACUGGUCUAUUGGUGUUUUAUGUUACGAAUUUUUACAUGGAAAACCACCAUUUGAAUCUACUGACAAUAAAGGAACAUAUAAAUUAAUUACUGAGGUUGAUUAUCGAUUUGGAAGUCAUGUAAGUGAAGGAGCAAGAGAUUUGAUAUCAAAGCUUUUGGUUAAAGUACCAAGAAGACGUUUACCACUGAGUGAUGUACUUCAACAUCCUUGGGUGUUAUCUCCUUUUUCUUCUGAAAGAAUAAAGAAUUUAUAA
This is a messenger RNA of Strongyloides ratti, 888 nucleotides long. RefSeq names its product Aurora kinase B. The transcript has 3 exons. Gene Ontology annotation, cellular component: spindle pole centrosome; chromosome passenger complex; spindle microtubule. Bases 1 to 888 code for a protein of 295 amino acids. Gene Ontology annotation, biological process: regulation of cytokinesis; protein phosphorylation; mitotic spindle organization. Lineage: Eukaryota; Metazoa; Nematoda; Chromadorea; Rhabditida; Strongyloididae. The record is from RefSeq and is a predicted model, not a curated record. Gene Ontology annotation, molecular function: protein kinase activity; ATP binding.